Messenger RNA from Leptopilina heterotoma, 1765 nucleotides. Its product is annotated as pancreatic lipase-related protein 2-like. NCBI's taxonomy places the organism in Eukaryota, Metazoa, Arthropoda, Insecta, Hymenoptera, Figitidae. The transcript is spliced from 8 exons. The record is from RefSeq and is a predicted model, not a curated record. Gene Ontology annotation, biological process: lipid metabolic process. The coding region runs from base 97 to 1662 and encodes 521 amino acids. Gene Ontology annotation, molecular function: carboxylic ester hydrolase activity; lipase activity.
CUGCAGUUCACAUAUGAUCAGUAUAGUUUUGCUGUCGCCUUCACCAGGUUAUGGCAAUGUGCAACGAUCUCAUCGACGAAUUUCCACAUAUUAAUCAUGAUCGGAAAAUAUAGUUUAAUUUUCAUUUCAAUUUUUAUUUUUCCUCAUAUUCUCCAUUGUAAUGGAAUUCAGUACAAGCAAAGGCUUAUAGAGAGAAGAAAUCGCAUGAUUCAGAGAAGAUUGGCAGUUCGGGAAGAAAAUGCUCCGAAAGUGUGUUUUGACUUGGUCGGAUGUUUUGCCGAUCCACCGCAAUAUUUAAGUUUGAAGCGACCACCGCAGCAUCCAAAUGAAAUAAAAACUCGAUUCUUGUUGUACACCCGCGAGGAGAGGAACAAUCCGGAAAUCAUUAAUUAUGGCGAUAAGGGACAAUCGAUUCGUAAGUCGAGAUAUAAUGCCACAAAGGGACUGAAAAUUGUAAUCCACGGUUACAAGGGCAGUGGGAGUGAUUCCGGUGCUAUAAAGGGAGCCCUCCUCCUUCUCGAUUUGGAGGACACGAAUGUUAUUCUUCUCGACUGGACGAAAGGCGCGGGAGCUUCGUACAGUACGGCCGUGGCGAAUACCGAAUUGGUUGGUCGGCAACUCGCUCUGAUUUUGUUGGACGUUCUCAACAGUGGAACGAAUCCGAAAAAAAUUCACGUCGUUGGUUUCAGUUUAGGAGCUCACGUGGCCGGCUGUGCUUCGGAAAUUUUGAAAAAACGGAAUAUUUUACUUGGUCGCAUCACGGGCCUGGAUCCUGCUUCGCCACUAUUUAGAACCCAUCUUCUGAGGGAAAGAGCAAGAAAACUCGAUUCGUCCGACGCCGAUCUCGUCGACGUGAUCCACACUGACGGCUCGAAAGAUUUUGCCGAUGGAUUCGGUCUUUUGAAACCAAUCGGACAUAUUGACUUCUUCCCGAAUGGAGGCAGGGAACAGCCCGGUUGUAGCGAUGUGAAAAAUUCUGUUGUCGUCAGUCAUCUGAAUGAGGACUUCCUCGAUGGAAAUAUUGCGUGCAGUCAUGUGAGAGCCUGGCAACUUUUUGUCGCGAGUCUCGAGAGUCAAAAAGGAGAAUGCAAAUUGACAGCGUGGCCGUGCAGAAAGGGGGGAAUAUCAUUUGCCGUAGGAAGUUGUUUUCCACCAUUGGGAACUGAGUGGAUACAGGAAAUGGGAUAUGCGGCUGACCACGGUCCCAUGGGCGUUUAUUACUUGGUUACCAGGGAUGAAGAACCAUUCUGCGGUGAACCGUUCCGAGCCAUUGUCGAGACGAUCCAAGGAACACCGAGGACUAGGGGAUCUCUAUUUUUGAAAAUUGAACACGGAAAUUCGUCGACGCUAUUUAAGAUACCGUGCGACAAUUUUGGCAGAAGGAAUCAAACGUUUAAUUUCGCAAAUAUUGCAGCGACUAAAUUUCAAUCAAUUUCAAAGAGCACUAGUGAAAUAAAUGGAAAAAUGUGGUACAAGCCUGAAACGGACGAAGCUGAGAAUAAUAAUACUACUACAGCGGAACCUGUGGGUCAUACGAUAUUUGUUAAUAAAAUUUAUAUUGAAAACCGAAGAGGCAAUAGGUGGGAGUCUUGCGUAUGGAAUACUGCCGUAGAAAAUGUCGAACAAGAUUUAAUAUUGCGAAACGGUAAUUGUGUUUCGUAAAACAGUGAUUAAUAUUACUUUACUUUAAAAUAACAUACAAAUAAUGUUGUUGACAAAAGCAGAAAAUGUUUUUAAAUAAAAGUAUUUAAAUAAGUAGAAACUU